Messenger RNA from Condylostylus longicornis, 3655 nucleotides. Its product is annotated as unextended protein-like. Bases 10 to 3471 code for a protein of 1153 amino acids. Gene Ontology annotation, biological process: transport; magnesium ion homeostasis. The transcript is spliced from 9 exons. The record is from RefSeq and is a predicted model, not a curated record. Lineage: Eukaryota; Metazoa; Arthropoda; Insecta; Diptera; Dolichopodidae. Gene Ontology annotation, cellular component: plasma membrane. Gene Ontology annotation, molecular function: transmembrane transporter activity.
AUAAAUGAUAUGUUAUCAUCAUCAACAUUAUCAUCAUCAUCAUCUGGAUCUGAAUCACCAUCAGAUUUAUUACUAAUGGAAAAUUCUAAUAAUGAUAAUAUUAACCUUUAUAAUAAUAAUAAUAAUAAUAACAAUAAUAAUAAUAAUCAACAUAAUAUUGAUCAUCCAGAGAAGAGUCAAGUAAUAUUUGAAUCAACAAAAUUAAGACAUUUCUCGAAUGGUAAUAACAAUAAUAAUAAUAACAAUAAUAAUAAUGAUCACAAUUAUUUUGGAAAACAUGAAAGUAGUCGCCGGAAAUUUCGUUCAGCUGGUAAUAAUACAAUAGGAAAAGCUAAUGUGACAUCAACAUUGUCAUCAUCAUUGACAUCACCAACAUCGUCAUUAUCAUCAGAAUAUAUUAAAAAAACAAAUGAUGAUGUAACAUUAGCUGGAGCCCAAACAACAACAACAACAACGACUCAAACAAUUAUAUCACAACAACAAGCUGUUCAGGGUUUUCGGAUAGAAGGUUUUAGAAUUGAACAUUCAAAAAAAGAAGCUGAAUUUGGUGAUGAUGGUGUACCAGAAGUUUUAAGUGGUUAUGAUAUUGUAUUACGUUUAUUUGGUUAUGGUCUAACCGAUAAUUUAUUAAUAAUAUUUACAACUGAAGAGAAUACAUAUGGUGGAUCAUGUUUAAUACCAUCAACUGGUAGUUUUCGUGUAAUACAAGGUACAUCAACAAAUAAAACAGCUUUAGUUGACGUUACAUUUGAUCGAAGUAGUAAUCAUAAAGAUUUUUUAAUAUGUGCUAAAAUUGAUGAUUCAACUGAAAAUAUUCAAAAUGUUACAAUAGUAAAACCUUUUGUACAUCAAGGCUCUGAAGCAUGGUUAAGAAUAAGAAGUGUUGAAAAAUUAUUACCUUUAUGGGCAUCCAUUAUGAUUAUUGUUGUAUGUUUGACAUUUUCGGCAUUAUUUUCUGGUCUAAAUUUAGGUUUAAUGGCAUUAGAUCGUACUGAAUUGAAGAUACUUCGUAAUACUGGCACUGAUAAAGAACGUGAAUAUGCUAGUAAAAUUCAACCAGUACGUGAUCAUGGUAAUUUUUUACUCUGCAGUAUAUUACUGGGCAAUGUUUUAGUAAAUUCAAUGUUUACGAUAUUAUUGGAUGAUUUAACAUCCGGUCUAGUGGCAGUUAUAUGUUCAACUCUUGCAAUUGUAAUUUUCGGUGAAAUUACACCACAGGCAGUUUGUUCCAGACAUGGUUUAGCAGUUGGUGCUAAAACAAUAUACGUUACAAAAGCAGUAAUGGUUGUAACAUUUCCAUUGUCAUAUCCGACAUCAAAAAUUUUAGAUUAUUUACUAGGUGAAGAAAUCGGUAACGUUUAUAAUCGUGAAAGACUGAAAGAACUUGUUCGAGUUACGAACGAUGUCAAUGAUCUUGAUAAAAAUGAAGUAAAUAUAAUAUCUGGAGCAUUAGAACUUCGUAAAAAAACUGUUAAAGAUGUUAUGACUCAUAUUGAGGAUGCUUUUAUGCUAUCAUUAGAUGCAAUAUUAGAUUUUGAAACAGUUUCAGAAAUAAUGAAAUCUGGUUUUUCUCGUAUACCAGUAUUUGAUGGAGAUCGUAAAAAUAUUGUUACAUUAUUAUAUAUAAAAGAUUUGGCAUUUGUUGAUCCAGAUGAUAAUACACCAUUAAAAACAUUAUGUGAAUUUUAUCAAAAUCCAUGUCAUUUUGUUUUUGAAGAUGUAACAUUAGAUGUUAUGUUUAAUCAAUUUAAAGAAGGUAAUAAAGGUCAUAUGGCAUUUGUACAUCGUGUAAAUAGUGAAGGUGAUGGUGAUCCAUUUUAUGAAACAAUUGGUUUAGUAACAUUAGAAGAUGUUAUUGAAGAAUUAAUACAAGCUGAAAUUAUUGAUGAAACAGAUGUUUUUAUUGAUAAUCGUACAAAACGUAAACGUUUAAAAACAAAAAAACAAGAUUUUACAGUAUUUGCUGAACGUAGAGAAAAUCAAAGAAUACGUAUAUCACCUCAAUUAACAUUAGCUACUUUCCAGUACUUAAGCACUUCGAUUGAUGCCUUUAAGAAGGACACAAUAUCUGAAACGAUAUUGCGCCGUCUUCUUAAUCAGGAUAUCAUAAAGCAUAUUAAGUGUAAAGGCAAAGAAAAAGACGAUCCAUCUUUGUUAAUAUAUGAACAAGGAAAACCCGUUGAUUUCUUUGUACUUAUACUUGAAGGAAGAGUUGAAGUAACUGUUGGUCGAGAAAAUUUAGUAUUUGAAAGUGGUCCAUUUACUUAUUUUGGUACACAAGCAUUAGUUCCAAAUAUUGGAAUAGAAUCACCAAAUCAGCAAUCACAGCAAAUAAUGGGUUCAUUACAAUCACUUAAUAUGGAUGCAUUAUUAAGGCAUUCAUUUGUACCAGAUUAUUCGGUGCGUGCAACAGCUGAUGUUAUUUAUAUAACAAUAAAACGUAGCUUAUAUUUGGCUGCAAAACGUGCAACAUUAUUAGAGAAAUCACAAAAAUUAGGUGUUGAACCAACAAAUGAAGCAAUAGAUGAUGAAGUUGAAAAGCUACUACAUUCCCUUGACGAAGAUGAUCGUUAUACUGCACAUUUUCAAAUUAAUAGAAGAAAUGAUUUAAAUGCAUCCAAUAAAAAUUUAUCAAAUAUGAAUUUACAUGAAAUAUCAACAAAUACAAAUAUUGAUAAUCAUAGUAAACAGGAUAGUAAUUCACAAUCGCCAACAACAUUCCCAUCGGUAAGUAUAACAUUAGUGCGUAAAAAAAAUGAGGAGGGACAAAAAAAUGAUCUUAUAAUGUAUGCUACCAAGGAUUGUUUACCAAAUGGACCAACACCAAUUAGCCCGAAUUCAUUACAGACAUCAUUUAAUCAACAUACAGCAUCAUUACUUGGAUCACAACAAACUAGUAAUAAUAGUAUGGCAGUAGCAUUAUCAAAAUCACCAUCUGGUUGUGGUAAUCCUGGUAAUGCUAAUUUAGCUCAUACUGAUAAUAAUUUAUUAUUACCAUGUUUACAAAUUCAAAAUACUGACGAUUUACCAUAUAAUAAUAGUGAUAAUAACGAUCGAAGUACUAGUUUGAUUAUUGGUGGUAGUAAUAUUGGUAUUGGUGGUGGUAUCAGUGGCAGCAACAGUGGUACUAAUAGAAGAAGUAUUGGUGAAAUUGGAAUAUCAACUAGUUUUAGUAGUAGUAGUGGAUUAGAUGGUGGAAAUUUAUCAGAGAUUAAAGCACGUAAAAGAAGUUUAAAUAUAAAUCAACAGUCACAAAAUAUUAAUAAUAGUAAUAAACAACAAAAAUAUUUAACAAAUCAAUUACAACAACAACAACAACAACAACAAUUACAACAGCCAUCAAAUAUGAUGAAUUUAGAUAAUAGUAGUAAUAAUGCAGCAGAUUCACCAUUAUUAAAAGAUGAAUCAUGUAUUCAAUAUCAACAACAGCAAACAAAUAAUCCAACAAAUAAAAAAAAUUCAAAAUGCUAACGAUUCCUUAAAUUAUUAAUAUCUUUACUAAUUUUUAUUUAAAUUUAAUAAAAAUUUUUUUAAUGAAAAACUAUAUAUUCAAUUAAAUAUUUCAAAUAUUAAGUUAUAAUUAAAAAUCUUAAUUUAAUUUAAAAAUUUCUAAAAGUAUAUAAUAAAAAAAAAAAAAAAAAUUUUGAAUUAAAAA